AUGGGGAUGUCGGGUGGCCACGACAGGAGAGAUGGGAGCAAGAAGGGACAUCGCAUGGACUUCCCUGCGGUGCUGGUGGCCAAGCGGGGACGAGGGCUCCCCCGGGCUCUGCUGCGAGAUCCCGCCGGGGCUGCAGGCACCGCUGACGCGGCCCCAUCGCUGCGCAGGAGCCUGCAGGACGGCCCCGCCCCCGGCGCGCCCGCCAUCAACAUCCUCUCGCUGCCCGAGCGGGCGCAGGAGCAUCUGCUCCGCUCCUACUUCUCCGAGGAAGGGCUGGAGUACAACCUCAUCCGCGUCCCCAUGGCCAGCUGCGACUUCUCCCUGCACGCCUACACCUACGACGACGUGCCCUUCGACUACGAGCUGGCCCACUUCAGCCUGCGGGACGAGGACACGAAGCUCAAGAUCCCCAUCCUGCGCCGAGCCAUGGCCAUGGCCAAGCGGCCUCUGUCGCUCUACGCCAGCCCCUGGAGCUCCCCGACUUGGAUGAAGACCAGUGAGUCCUUCGUGGGCAAGGGCACGCUCAAGGGGCAGGCGGGGGACAAGUACCACAAGACCUGGGCCAACUACUUUGUUCGGUUUCUGGAUGAAUACGCCAAGCACAACGUGACCUUCUGGGCCGUGACAGCGGAGAACGAGCCCUCGGCCGGGCUCAUCAACAACUACCCCUUCCAGUGCCUGGGCUUCACGGCCGAGCAGCAGCGGGACUUCAUCGCCCGCGACCUGGGCCCCGCGUUGGCCAACAGCUCCCACCGCGACAUCCGCCUCAUCAUCCUGGACGACAACCGGCUGCAUCUGCCGCACUGGGCCAAAGUGGUGCUGGAGGACGAGCAGGCGGCUCGCUACGUGCACGGCAUCGGCAUCCACUGGUACCUGGACUUCAUCGGGCCCAUCCAGGACACGGUGGUGCCCACGCACGAGCUCUUCCCCGACUACUUCAUCCUGGCCACGGAGGCGUGCAUCGGCUCCCACUUCUGGGAGCCCGAUGUGGUGCUGGGCUCCUGGGAGCGGGGCAAUCAGUACAGCCACAGCAUCCUCACGAACCUGAACCACUUUGUGGCCGGCUGGACCGACUGGAACCUGGCGCUGGACCUGGAGGGCGGCCCCAACUGGGUCAAGAACUACGUGGACAGCCCCGUCAUCGUGGACCGUGACAAGGACGUCUUCUACAAGCAGCCCAUGUUCUACCAUACCUCACCCCAUCCAUCCAACCCAGCCAAUCCCAUCCUAUCCCACCCCCUCCAUCACAUCCUUCCCACCCCAUUCAUUUAG
This is a messenger RNA of Tinamus guttatus (white-throated tinamou), 1272 nucleotides long. Lineage: Eukaryota; Metazoa; Chordata; Aves; Tinamiformes; Tinamidae. The record is from RefSeq and is a predicted model, not a curated record.